UACAUUUGUUGAGACUUGACCAGCCGGAGGUCACCAUCAAAAGUCCGGGUGAGGUGCUUCACAUGAAUCAGAAGAUGACAAUUUUAGUUUCAGAUAAGAAAUAGCAAUUGUUAUUUUUAUUUUUUUUUUAUUUUUUUAUUUUUUUGUGUGUGGUUAUUUUCAAUGAAAUUCAAAAGCAGGCACAUAUGUAUUUUGCUUUCUUUUUCAAUUUCAACUAAUUUUUUUAUACUCUAUGGCUAUUAUUUAACAGAAGAAAGUUCCGUUGACAUUAAUUAAAUAUAUAUUUUUUAAAAUAUUUAAUUGUAAUAAAAUUUAAAAAAACGCGUUUAAAAUGGUUUGCUUCUUAGGAUCAGAAUAGAUAUCGAGUCUUUUCUUGUUUUAGUCUUCUUUAGAAAUAUAUAUUUUUUUUCUUCUUUCAAAUGCUUUAAGGGAAUUUGGGGACGUUUAAGAUUGAAUGAAUUUUUAUCUACUGUUUUUCUUUUAUUUCUUGAAUUAAGGAUAUUAAUAUAGAAAAAUAUAUUUUAAAAGCAGUGGUUCUCAACCUUCCUAACUCUGCGACCUUUUAAUACUAUUCCUCCUGUUGUGGUGACCCCCCAACCAUAAAUUUUCCGUUCCGAUGUUCUUAGGCGAUCGUUGUGUAAAGGUUGUUCGAACCCCCUACCCCACCCCCCCGGGGUUGCGAUCCACAGGUUGAGAACCGCUGGUUUAAUGUAAGAAAUGAAAAGACGGGACAAUAAAUAGAAAUGAAUGGAAUAACGAAUCAAUUAACUCUUCAAUAUUUGAAAUUUGAAAUCACAUCAUUGAUUAUACUGCACGAAUCAUCAGUAGCAAAGUAACGUCAAGGGUAUUCUUAUUAUUGUGUUUCAGGCUAUGGUGUUGAAUAUCCCAUGAACUCAGAAUGUCAGUGGACAGUGGUAUCAGUAUUAAAUAAGGUUGUAGUCAAAGUUAAUUUUUUUCAAAUAGGCCUUACUCAACCACCCCCCCCCCCAAAAAAAAUAAAUAAAAAUAAAACAACCCAGUACCAACUAAAAAAAAACAAACAACUUUAACAAAUAAAAAAUUAAACCUUUUUAAAAAAAGAAAGAAAACAAAAAACAUGACGAAUCGCGAGACGUCAAAACAUAAAGUGUAAUAUUCUUUUAAAAAUAUCAAGAUGCAUUAAAUGUUCUUUUUUUUUAAAAAAAAUCUUCAACAUGUAUGGCUCAUUUAAGUUUGACGGCAUUUAUCAAAUAAAAAUAAUGCAUUGUCCACCAGCAGGACGCAUAUUUUACUAUGUCAGUCAAUGUCAGUCAUACGCAUUCUCAAUAAACGGUUCAGGAUAAUAUGAAACAUUAAAAAAACACACAAAAAACUUGGUAGACUCACUUGCUAGCAUCCAUUAUUGGAGUCGUGGUUGUAUAAUUGUGACAUCGUGAGUGAAUAGUUCACAACAAAUGUGCCGUCUUGUUUUUUUUAUUCAAAACUAGCUAGUACCCUGCGUGCGUGGCUUGCAAUGCCACUCAAAGAAAGAACGUGUUUGUGUUUUAAUUAUGUUUUUUUUAAAUUCUUUUUUAUAAACACAAUAUUUUGCUUUUGUUUUUACCGUCUGGUGUGUUGUGCGUACUCAAAUGAAUUAGAAGGUUUUGCGAUGCAUGAGCAGGCCAUACACAGCUGUCCACGUGAGCAGGCCACACGCAGCUGUCCAUGUGAGCAGGCCACACGCAGCUGUCCAUGUGAGCAGGGCCACACGCAGCUGUCCGUGUGAGCAGGCCACACACAGCUGUCCACGUGAGAAGCAUGGAUUUUCAAAAUUUAGUCCACACACUUGUAGCGAUUGAUCCACCAAUGGAAUAGAUAUGUUUGAAAUUAUUUAUUAUAUUUAGUACAUAUAAAACAAAUUUAGAGCCCCGGGCCCCUAAUGGAACAUUGUAAAAUGGCUGUACUAAUUCAGAAACCUACUUAUUAUGUGACUCACAAAUUGAAAUGUCGCUAUUGGUAUUUGAUUACAACUCCAUCCACCAAUUCAUUCGUUCUUUUUUAAAUUAUAUUUAUCCAACUCGUAUAAGAAAAAAAAGAAGUAACAGCCGCCGGCCCGAAACGCAAUGUUUUAACAUGGUUGCACUAAUUUAGAAACCUUCGCGGGCGGGCGCAUAGCAAUUCACCAAAGUUUUAUCGCAAUCGGAUGAAUGGUAUAGGAACGCAUACAGAAAUUAUAUUCAUAUAACUAAUUUAAGAGGGAAAACAAAUUUAGGGUCCCCGGCCACAAACGGAAUAUUGUAGAAUGGCUGUAUUACUUCAGAAACAAUUCUUAUUGUGUCAUACACAAAAUUUAAUGUUUCUAAUUGUAUUUGAUUAUAAUUUUAUGCACCCAUGCAUUAGCUCUGUUUGAAAUUAUAUUUAUAUGGCUCAUAAAAAAAAAAAAAAACGAAUUUGGGACCCCUGGCUCAAAAUUUAAUAUUUUAAAAUGGUUGUAAAAGUUCAGAAACCUUUUCGGGCGUGAUCACAACAGCUCACCAAAGUUUUAUCGCAAUCGGAUGAAUGGUAUACGGGACAUACGUACAUACAUAAUACAGACUUUCAUUUUUAUAGAGAGAGAUUAUAGUUUAGUAAAUCACUGCGCUCUUACACAAUUUCAGUGUGUUGGUAAAUAACAGCAGAUAUUUUAUACUUUAAAAAUGUCCCAACUAUGGAAAUAACAAAACUAUAUACCGGUAUAUAUGUUUUUUUAAAUAUACUCUAGCAUCUUGUUUACUAAUUUAACACACAAAAAUUUCUUCAAUAUUUUAGCCCCUGGUAGCCAAGUUUUCUGAUAUGGACAUAGAAUAUCAAUCUUCGUGCCAGUUUGACAAACUGCUAGUUGAUAGUGGGACUUGUGAUUUCCUGCAUCCCAGUUUGCAUUGCGGCGACGCGUUGCCGGCACCCAUAGCCACUUCUGGCAGAAUCUUCUGCUUACGGUUUAUUUCGGACAUGCUGGUGCAGAAACGUGGAUUCGCCGUUAAAGUUCAGCUAGCGGGUAGUGUGACCUUACUUUAUAGUAUCUAUUUAAGAAACAUGGUUAAAAAAUAUAUGUCACUUUUUUUUAAAAAAUGACUGAAAAAACUUGCAUAAAAUUUUAAUCACCAAUGAACAUUUGAUAAAUUCAUCAGAAUCAAGCAAUUUGACCACCACCUUGGCUGUCCAGGACCCUAGUCGUCGGAAAAGGAGCGCACCCAACGUUCCUAAAAUUCCAUGCACUUCAUUUCCGGUUCUCAUCCAGAGUGACGUCAUGAUAUUCACGCCCUCUGGUGCUGGCCCCCGAUGGCAAUAUCCAACAAACACGGUCUGCAGAUGGCUGGUGAUGGGUGACAGUUUCCAUGUAAUUCAUUUAUCUCUCAUGCUACUGGUUACAAAUUAUUUAUUAAAUUCUAUUCGCAAACUUUUCGUUUUGAAAAAAAAAAAUGGUUUUCAAGUUAGGAUACAUCCAGUCUGCAAUCAUUUUUAAUAAUUCAACUGUGGCUUAAACUUCAAUCGAGCUAUAACUUCUUAGCAUGUUUAGGGGUUUAUUUGUUUAUUCUCACGCAAAACGAACAAAUGAAGACAUACAGCGACAGCGAAUUAAUACGGAGUGCCAUAGCUAGGGAUUUGGGGGCCCGAGGGGCUUGGCCUCUUUAGGGGCCCCUGCAUUUUGACAUUCGACAUUAUGUAAUGUAAAAAAAAAAUUCGGACAUGCCUUUGGGAGCCCCCAUUCAAGCAGGGGCCCGGGGGACUUUCGAAUUUGGACCCCCUCCCCUGGCUACGCCACUGUCAAUACGUAACAGCUGGGGUAUUUUUUUUGUGCAGUUGAAAAAUAUGGAAUUUUAAAAUUUAAACAUUUCACAUUAUUUUUAAUCUCACGAGAGCACACCAAGUCAACAACAUUUUUUGUUUCAUUGUGUGGUUCUGCUCAAGUUCAUGUUUUCAAUAAUUUCUAUUGCAGGAAGUUUUGAUUCAGUUUGACUUGAGCGAACAGGAACGUUACGAUCUGUGUCAUUAUGACAAGUUACGCGUCAUCGAAGGGGAGGAAAUGUACCCGGAUUACAGCUUUGAUUUCUGUGACCCACUUGUCCCCGAACCUCUACCGAUAGAGGGCCCGAAACUCGUCAUAUUUUCAUCCGACAGCAUCAUCCAGGCAAACGGCAUCACCGGAAGUCUACAGUUUAUUCCACGAAGCGGGCAGACCACCGACGGCCGACGGACAACAAAUUCACCAGACACAACACAGAUGACCUCCCUUUCGACAUCAUUCGAAAAUUCAAAACCUAACGAAUAUCCUCCGACCCCUGAACUUACAAGACAGUCCUCAGCUUCCGAGUUUAACCCCCACGAUUAUUCAAUACCUACGACACAAUUGACGAUACUGUAUCCUGACAACUCCACCACUGAAUCAACACCGGACUCGGGUGUAUUGAGCACUGAACGCGCCUCGCCUCCAGUCCUCACCAUGUGCAGUCGAACCUACUACCACAUGGCUGGCAGUCAAGUCAUUGUAGAGUCCCCUUACCGCGGGGCACAGAACUCCCGGGCAUCGAUGAGAUGCGACGUCGUUGUGGUAACAGACAAGCAAAAGGUUGGCCUUCCUUUUUUUUUUUCCCAUUGAAAAAAAAUAAUAAUCUUUUAUAUUUUACAUUUAAUAGCCAUCAAAUGCCUUGUUAUGUAGCACACAAUCCCCGUGCUGAACUUUGCUUUGACCUAAAUUAGAUCCCUAGCAGACGGUAGCGUUUGUUGUGGGCGUGGUUUAAAUUCUCUUUGAUGUAUCUUGUUUAUAACUGACGGCCAAUGACACAUUGGUUAGUAUGCCUCCUAGUGUCUUAUCGAAGGCUCUCGAUUCGUUCUGGAAAAGUAAAGGCGUUUCUAGGCGCGUCGGUAGACCCACAUAUGUUAACUUUACGAGGCGUGUAUUAUUCUUUGUGUAUUUGUGUGCCUAUAUGUGUUUAUUCACACUGAUCAUUCAUCAUUAUUCAUUGGCACAUUGUACUAACUGUGUACAGGUACAAGAUCUACCAUACUGUAAGUUGAAGAUUGUCAUUACAUUUUCUUUUCUUUUGUAAUUAUAACUAAGACUUAAUAAAUCUUAUUAAUUGUAACUGGCAACUGCUUAGGGUGUGGUAUCUUUACUAUUGUUGACUCUAUGGUAUCGUCCUUGGUUAGGCACUGUUUACAGCAAGCCAAUAAAAUUAAAAUAGGAGAUUAAUUUCUCCUAUUAGAAGCAAGUGCGUAAGAUGCCUUUUUAGAAAUAUUUGUUUUAAAGGAAAAGAGGCCGGGCUGACUAACAUCACGUUUUGCCUUCAGUCUCAUAAAAUACGGUUCUUAAUCGUUACUCUCAAACUACAAAAUAGAAUGCAGACUCUAACGCGAAUACUGCCGAAACCCGCUCACAUGACACGAGUUGGCUGUGUCACCAAAUAACGUGUUGGGUUUCUCGUACUCGUACAGCGUUCGGCCAGGGCAACUUUCCGAUUCACUGUCCCGCCCAAUGGGGAUUUUGUGAUCAUUGCACAUACUAGUUAGUGGCUGUACCACAGAUAGUCACGGGGACACACACACACGCACACGCACACACACACACACACACACGGAUGCUCCCAUCUAAACACGAGACACGAAGUCCGGAUACUCAGAGACGCUAAAAUAUGUUUUAGGUUGAUACCGUUGACAAUGAUAGUAGACAAACAAUAAUGGUGGACAUACAAUAAUGGUGGGUAUACAAUAAUGGUGGGCAUACAAUAAUGGUGGGCAUACAAUAAUGGUGGUUGUAAAAUGAUAUUGGGAGUACAAUGAUAGUGUGGGCGCACAACCAGUUGGUCAAUUGGGGGAUAAAAAUAACGGGAUUUCAUGCAAUUUGUUGGAUGGAAAUAAAAUUUAGAUUGUUUAUUAGAUCUAUAUCAUGAAAGGCAGUCGCGAAAUAUUACAUGUAAAUAUAUUUAUCAUUAAAACGAUACGCUCACAAAGUGACAAGCUUUCACAAAGCAUUACUGUACUGGGUGAUCAAUCAACAUAAAUGAUCAAUCAACAUAAAUGAUCAAUCAACAUAAAUCAUCAAUCAACAUAGAUCAUCAAUCAACAUAAAUGCAAAAGAUAAAUGCAUAUAAAAGAUUUAUAUUAUUUGUAUUAUUUUUCGUUUGAGGAUUUGUGGCAUUCUUGUCAUUUUUAUUCUGAGUCUUUCACUGGAGGUGAUGGCUGCAGAUAAUNGGGGGGGGGGGGGGGUGGGGGGGGGGGGGGGGUGGGGGGUUAAAGGUCAAGAAAACAAAUGGCCAGAUGUCGCCCUACAAUUGACUGCCUGGUAACUUACUAGCCUAUGCCUAUAUUAUUGUAAAGGCAGUGGCGUACCUAGGGGGAGUGCGAAGAAGGUGAUAACCGCGUGCGGUACUUUUGGAGGUUACCGGUGUGUAAUUUAAAAAAAAAAAAUGUGUAUGUUUGAGUUAGGGUGCUUACCUUCGGGAGUACAUUUUAUUAAGGUAUGCUAAUGAGUAUGCUAAUGAGUAUGCUAAUGCGUUUGCUAAUGGAUAUGCUAAUGAGCAUGCUAAUGAGUAUACCAAUGCGUAUGGCAUCUUUCUCAAGGACCAAGAUAUGUUUGGGCUUCAUCCCUCUAAGAGGCAUCUGACGCCGUCUGGUUUACUCCUGGUUAACACUAAAUUUGUGUUUAUUUAUAUAGAAUAUAGAGGCAUAACUUAUACACGUACUUUCUAUGUUCAAUUGAAAUGUGUCUAUUUCUUUCAAUAUUAUCGAUUCGCUGACGUCCUAGGCGCUCAAUGCCAGGAUUUUGUCCAUGGAUCUUGGAGAACAACAGACCUGCGAUUCUGACUGGCUGGAGAUUUCCUUCCAUUCUACCCAAUCAGGCAAAAUGUGUGGUCUGCCUGCCUCAGACCUGUCAACGGAAGAUCACGUGAUGAUGCUGACCUUUGUGACCGGUUCAAAAAACGCAGGCCUAGGAUUUCAACUCAGAAUAGAAUCUGUGGGUGAGUCAAUGGCUAGCAGUUGCCCUGGUAACUUUGGUCGGUUGCCCUGGUAACUUUGGUCGGUUGCCCUGGUAACUUUGGUCGGUUGCCCUGGUAACUUUGGUCGGUUGCCCUGGUAACUUUGGUCGGUUGCCCUGGUAACUUUGGUCGGUUGCCCUGGUAACUUUGGUCGGUUGUCCUGGUAACUUUGGUCGGUUGCCCUGGUAACUUUGGUCGGUUGCCCUGGUAACUUUGGGCGGUUGCCUUGGUAACACGACGAGUCAAACAUUUAUCAUUCACCAUGGUUGGGGAAUACAAAACGUGUCUAUGUUUCGACUCACUGCGUCAGAUUAAAUCGAUUUUCGGUACAUGCACUUAAGGAAUUGUUUUAAGUUAGCAUAAUAAUUAAAAGGUUAAUUUUGAUUGAUUAACGCUUGAUAGAAUGAGGUGAGUUUUAUAAAAAAAAAAAUUUGGUGGGAAAAAAGGGGGGGGGGGCGUGCGUUAAAAAUGCUUUUUAUUUCUUUUGUAUUCAAUGCUAUUCCAAAAUGUGUGAUGUUAAUUUCCUUUCAUUCCCCCAGAAUCUGCUGUCCCCGAGAACUAUCCUGACGAUGAGGCUUCCAUGUGUGAUUCUUUGAUUGAGGUUGUCGACGACCGUCACGUGAUUGUCACGUCACCGGGCUACUCAGGGGGACAGUACCCCGCAGAAACAACGUGUGACAUGAGGCUGUUCACACAAGAUGACAUGGCACGUUCUCUUAUCACAACAUCUCAUUUUAUCAUUUUAUCCGAUGGUGUUUUGUAUUGAUAACGAUUUCGCGCCAAUUUAUUUUUAUCCCUCUUUUAUCCCUCCUUUUCAAUUAAUUAAGUUUGUUUGAUUGCCAGGUUUUGAACAUUUUGUGGUCCACAUUUUUUUUUUCUAGGCUCCUGGCUUUCUUAGAGCUAAAAAUUCGUUCUUAACUUAUUUUUGUGGUCCAUUGUUAUGUCUUGACUUUUGACCAGCCCAAACCGUUCUUUUACCUAAAUUUCUUGAUCAAUAAGACUUUUGUUAAAUUUUAAAUCCCAUUAAGCAUUGAAAUAUUGCAUGAUCAAACUGGCAACAAGCAAGAGAGACUCGUGAAACAAGGUUGCCGUUUUCCCCCCAUACCUUCUAGUUGCGUCCCUUUAAAACGAUUUUUAAAGAAUUUUUAACAUUUUUAAAUAUGUUUUUUUAUUAACUCGAGCACUGUAGUAGCAUAGUAGCCGUAUGAAAGAAUAAUGACUUGUUGGUUUUUUUUUUUUUUUUCUUUUACCUUCCCCCGGGGAGAACUCACAGAGGCAAGCUCUCUCCUUCGCUUUGGGAGAUAGACUUUGUACGUGGGUUUUUUUGGCUUCUAGAUAUUCCGGGGGAAGCCAAGGCGGGAGAGCCCUACUUGAGAAAAAUAUUAUAUGGUUCAGCUCAGGAGAUGGAGCUGACAGCCAAUGUAGGCCGACUAGCCGGGGUCAUAUGAGAGUAAUCUCAGAUCCUCGCCAGAAUAAAUGCGUUAGUAGCAUAGUAGCCAGUCAGUAGAUGUUUCAGUGGUGCCUAGGGCGGCGGGAGAGUCCUACGUGACAGCGAUGUUAUCCGACACAGCCCAACAGACGGAGCUGGUCGCCACUGUGCUAGCCGGCACAGCCCAGCAGACGGAGCUGGUCGCCAAUGUGCUAGCCGGCACAGCCCAACAGAUGGAGCUGGUCGCCAAUGUGCUAGUCGGCACAGCCCAGCAGACGGAGCUGGUCGCCAAUGUGCUAGCCGGCACAGCCCAACAGAUGGAGCUGGUCGCCAAUGUGCUAGUCGGCACAGCCCAGCAGACGGAGCUGGUCGCCAAUGUGCUACCCGGCACAGCCCAGCAGAUGGAGCUGGUCGCCAUUGUGCUAGCUGGGGUUUUAAGAAUAUCAGCUCAAACCUUCAUCAGAAUAUGUGUGUUUAUAGCACUGGAAUAAAUGUAGAGAUAUCGAAAGCCGCCAUGUGAUAGAGUAAAAUUUCAAUACAAAUCCAUUUAAAUAGUUAGCUGAUUAAAAAAACAAUUAUUUUUUUCUUACUGAUUUUGCAUUACGGUAUUUGAUGAAAAUUGUAUUCAUAUUUUUGCCUUGACAUUAUCUAAUAUUCUAAAUGAAGCAAACAAAAUCUCUCAUUUUUUUAGCGACUUCAAGUAACUGUCUUAGAUUUUGAGACAGAGUGGAGCCUUGGAUGUUCUUACGACUACGUCAUUUCAUUCGACGGGGUUUCCCCGAAUUCCAAAUCUUUAGCCCGGAUGUGUGGCAUUCUUUUAGAUCAAGAGUUUGUGACGUCCGGUCCGGCAAUGCUGAUUAGAUUUGUUUCUGACCACGUGACCUCUAAGCGGGGAUUUAGACUCAGAAUUGACCCAGUGGCCGCUACGCCAGAGUUGGAUUCUACAGGGGCAUCUGCAACAUCGACACCUUUGUCUACGUCAAGGCUAACUGAAGA
Lymnaea stagnalis (great pond snail) is the source of this 9396-nucleotide messenger RNA. The record is from the annotation of a GenBank genome assembly. NCBI's taxonomy places the organism in Eukaryota, Metazoa, Mollusca, Gastropoda, Lymnaeidae.